AUGAAUUCUUACCAGAAUACUCCAAAUUGUAAUCCCCUUAUGACCAAGAGGAAAUUCCAUUCAUUUAGCCGAGGUUUUUUGUUUUAUUUUUCGUUUUACGAGCAGCUCCUGAAGGCAGCACAGUUCCCAAGGAGAAACCCGCAAAGGAAACAGGUCGUCCAGCCGGUAUCCUCCGAUAAAUAUUCUGAAGACAGUGGAGGUUUUUAACGCACAGCUCAGAAAUGAGCGCAUAGAGCGGGGUUUUCUGCUCGUCCUCUCACCGAGCGGCUUGCACGGAGCCCGGUCGGAAGCUGAGGAGCCACCGUGCAAAUUCGGAAGCGGGACUCUUCUCUGAUGAUGUGAUGGAUCAUAAAGCGGUCUGACUCUGGGCCACAUCUGUCAGGCUCGAUAGAGGUUCCAGGUAGAUCACUGAAUAGUGAAAGGGGAGACCGAGAAGAGGAAGCUGGGUGCACUGGGAUCUGAGUCAAUGACCUGCUGGACAACAUAAGAAGUACAGAGGAUUAAUUAAAAUGGGGUGGCCAUACUUAUUAUCUGCUCUCUGUGUGUUUGAGGGUUUAUCACUCUGCCCACAGCCAUGCCAGACGUGAAGCUUCCACCAACAUGUGACUACCCCUCCACCUCCUCUGUUGCUCUCUCCGCCAGCUCUCCUGCUGGCUGCAGCUCUCCCCUGCGCUUCAGGAUCAACAUGAAGCCCUGCAUCGCCAACCUCCCUCUGUCCCCAGACCCCUUGAACUCUUUCCCCCGCCACAGACCCUUCCAUGCACCGUCAUACCCACUGAUGGCCAGGUGCAACAGCAGCACUUUACUCACCAACUUGGGGUUGAGGUAUUGUUCUAGCCGCCAAGGCACUCUGGGGUUAGAGCGAGGGCAGGGGAUGGUCCUGGGCUCCUGCAUCGACACUGGAAGCAACGGCAGCAGGCCUUACAGGAGUAUGGAGAACUUGAGCUGGAACACCCUAGCAGAUUCUGGCCUGUGCGCACUCAAUGCUGCACCUUGUAGAAGCAUGGACAGUGAGUUUAUUUUACAGUACACGUCUUCUAGCAACUGGUACGACGGGUCUCCAGAUGGAUCCGUACCGGGUGCCCACGGGCUGGUACCCAAUCCAGAGAGUUUGGCAUUUUUUCCUCGACGUGGGCUUCCCAGAAAGGAUCUGCCACUCUUCCCUCAACUGCUGUUUCCAGGCGGUGUUGACGAAUGGGAUACAAGAAAGGAACUAAGGGACAAGCUCCGUCUGCAGAGUGCAAGAUCCUCAGUUGAACCUUUAAGGCCCUUCCCGCUCCGGCCUCAGGUGAGCCCAAAUACUGUUACCAUUGAACAAGAAGGUGUGCCUCAGGGGUCCUCAAAGGGUGUUUGUUCCAGGCCACCAUGCACAAUGCGUACAUCUCCAGAAGAGAUCAAGCAGGAAGUUUUGAGGCGUUUACAGCUCAGGCGGCAGAAUAGCAGCCCCAACCUGACCAUCCAAAGUUCUCCGUCUAGUCCAAAAGUGGUCCAGACAUCAUACACAACAGACAGCAUUGCAGGGAACCCCAGUGGAACAGAUUCUGCCUGUGAGCGUCGUAAACCUCCUGUGGGACGUCUGUACAUCCCAACAUUUGAGGAGUUUAAGAGAAUGAGGCAGAGGGAGGGAAAGCAAAACGAGGAGUCUACAACAGUUGUUGGGGUGCCUAUAAUACAUGACAUGCCGCAAAAUGACAGACCCUUCUCUGAUCGGACCGAGCCUCUGCUGGGACCCAGUGGAGUUCAGAAAGGUAAUUCUGAAGAGGUCAAGAGGGACAAGAGUACAAGUGAAGAUGCAGCCAGAACUGACAAAGCCCUUCAAAUCGUCACUUCUUCAGAUAGACUUGCUUUAAUCUUGGUGACCAGUAACAGCACCUCAGCUCCCACUUCUUCCUGUAGUUCUGUUACCAGCAGGAACUCUCCCAUCCGAACAGGCCCAUCUCCACGGGCUCCCCUGCAGCCCCAGGCUUGCACAGCCCAGGACAAAGCCAUUGUUGUCGGAGGAGAUGAUAGGAGCGCCAGGCGCAGGAGGAGUAGUCUGGAACCAGCUGGGUCAGUUCCCUUCCCUGCCAACAGAGAGAACUGGGGGCGUCCCUCCAGCUGCUGCCCGGCGCUACUCUUGGAGGGGACAGAUCUGUCGAAAUAUGGAGCCAAGAUCUAUAAGAUGAAGGAUGGGCUCAUCGGAUCGGCACUCGACCUCAUCAAGAAAAGCUGCAGUGCAGAGAUCUCCGCUGAGGCCCCUGUCAAGCUGUCAGGUGACCGGGACGGAGGCUGUGACAUCACCACUCCCUCGGCUGACAAUCAGCUCCUCACCGUUGCCAUGGCAACGGCGGCAACGGCCUGCAGAGCCGAGUUUGGCGACGAGGUGCCUACAGAAGAAGCAGAAGGAGAGGAGACAGGAGAAUGCCAGCACACAGGUCUGGGUUGCAGGCGCUCCAGCUCGGACGCAGCCUAUGAGCUGGCCGAGACGGUGAGAGCGCAGCGGGAGUGCCGCCUCCGGCCCCACUACAGUGACCCCAUGCCAGCUGAUGCCUCCAAGCGCAAACAGCUGGAGAUGAAGAUUGCCGCCGCUGCCCGGCUCCAUAGUCAUCGGCGAGACAGGGACAGAGACAGUGCACCAGCUGCAAUCCGCGGUCACUCUGAGCCACCUGGCGAGGAGCGGCAGGCGGUUCUGGGUGUGACUCGCUGCGGCCAGCACCGCUGGAGCACCAUCAGUAGCCUGAGCUCAGACAGCGGAGUGGUGGGCCUGAGUGAUGAGCGGGAUGAGGAGGAACGCGAGCCCCGACAACACCGCAGAACCAGGGGAGCUGAAGUCGAGCGAGUGGACAGUGGCAUCGGUCCGGGCCUGUCCCGCACCUGGAAGAGGCCAUCCACCUCUCUAAGGGCAUGGGAAUCCCAGAGGCCAUGCCCUGACUGUGGACAGAGGGAUGGGGUCUCCAAGGAGCGGACGGAGCGAAUGUGCGAGCGCUGCUCCAAGCUACGGACCGAGCGCAAGGAGGCCAUCCUGGAGUUCUUGAACACAGAGUCGAGCUACGGCGAGGACCUGCGGAUCAUCAAGGAGGAGUUUUACUGCCCCAUGCAGAGCGCGGGCCUGCUGAACGCCGAGCAGCUUGCUGUGGUGUUCAGUAACGUUCAGGAGCUUAUAGACGUUAACGACCGCUUCACUGAACACCUGCAGGACAACAUCGACCACGCCUUUGACCAGGGUGAUGAUGACCUGCUGACUGUAUACAUUGGAGAAAUCUUUCUUGAGUUCGUCAACAUGCUGCCAGCCUUCCAGACCUACUGCCUGCAGCAGUCCACCUCGGUCAACAUGCUCAACACGCUGGAGAAGGAGAAAGAACUGCUCAGAAUAUUCCUGGAUGUUUCCCAGAAUGACAACACUGCACUCCGUCGUAUGAACUUACGCUCUUUUCUCAUGGCGCCGCUCCAACGUGUUACUAAGUACCCACUCCUGUUGAGCCGCAUCAUCAAGGUCACUCCUGAAUGUCACCCAGACUACACACGCCUCCGGGAGGCCAAGAAUCGAGUGGAGUCCCACCUGGAGCACAUUAACAUGAAGACCAAGCAGGAGGGCAACGGCGUCACCUGGUCUCUACGCUCAUUCCGGCGGGACAGCCGCAAGAACCGGGAGGUCAUUAACAUUGAGAUGCGAGAGGUGUCGAUGAAGACGGUGGGUUGGGCGAGAGAAAACACCCGGUUUGUCAUGGAGGGACCUCUGCAGCUGUCCCAGCCAGCAGAUGGUCAGUGGUUAAAAAAGGGCAGCAAGGCCCUGAAGUUCCAGAACGUGCAGAGUCUGCUGAUGGUGAGGACACAGCGAGGGGGGGACUCCCCAGGGUGGGCAACUGAGGUCGGAAGACAGGGGGAAGGCAUGGUGGAGAGCGUUCGAGAUGGAGUGUUGGUCUUAAUCAAAGAUAAAAGCAGUGGAAAAUUUGCAGUGCUGAGAGAGCCAAUCUGUCUUGGAAACUGCGUGGUUUCAUCGGAUCCAGACUGCGAGGACACCUUCGAGGUGCUUGACAUCCGGCGGGAGUCAUUUGUUUUCCGUGCCUCGGAUAAAUCCCGUACCCAACAGUGGUUCCAUCAGAUCAAGAGGUACGCCCGAGACUUGGGCACCUGGAGGAAAAGACGAAACGCUUUGCCCAACAUUAUGAUCAACGCCAACCAGACGCGUUCCUGAGGCGAGCCUCCACAACAUCGUUGUUCUACUGUAAAUAAUCCAAAAUUUUUCAAAUCCAGAAAUCAGCUGACAACAUUUUCUGAGAAACACCUCUUUUCUGAUGUGUUAGAUUUCAGUAAUCAAUCAUACAAUCUGUCUCACAUUGUUGUGAGAAAACUAAGCACUUUUUUUCCUAUGAAGCAGUAAGUGCGCCAUGAAACUGUAUGGAGAUUUAAUUUGAAGCUGUUACAAAAAAUGGGAAAAAUACCAGUUUUUUUGAACAACCAAAAAAUACUUGGGCUGUUCUUGCCAGCCUUGAUUGUAUAGACUGUUGAGUACCUAAAGGUGUGUCUGAUGAAAAGCAUGACUGAACAUGAUUGGCUGCAAAAAGAAAAAAAAAAAAAGAGAAAAAGUAAUUUUUACACAAGUCAGUGAGAAUUGCAAACCAUUUGUUUCUGGUAUGAGAAGGUGAAGAUUUCUCCGGUGGUUUUUUUCUGUGGUUUAUGUUUUGUUGUCACUGCCCUUUCCUCUUUGUGUGCCGCCCUCUACUGUCUGUAGGCAGCAUAACAACUUUCACGGCCUGAGAUGCAGUGGAGCAGAGCCUCUCCAUCGGGCUGAGAACAGACCGAUGUGUCUGUGUUCCGAUGAAAUUUCACAGAACAGCAAUAAUCUCAGCCAGUUUAAAGAAGUAGCUACUUAAUAUGCAGUUAAUACCCUAAUAUUCUGCUGUUGGUCCGUCUUUAUCAUUUUACUGGGCAUUGUGGCAGGUUUGUCUGACCUCUGAUAUCUGUUUAAGAUGGCUGGAUGACUGAGGCAUCUCUUUUUGCUGCAACACCAAGGAAGUCUUUAUUUUGUCUUUAAAACCAAGAGCACCUGCUGUCAUAAAAGCAGUAAUGAAAAAUUUUGUCAGAUUACCUGUUUGGUUGCGUCCAAUAGAAAGCAUAAAGUGCUAGUUAGAGAUACACCGAGAAAUCAUCUGGUGACCAGAAUCAGCCGAUUUUCAGCUUGAUCAGCCCUGACUGUUGACCAGCUGGUCAGAAUAUCAAUAAUCUAAUCUUUUUUCCAUUAGAUUAACGCAUCACACCUCAGAGCUUGCAACAAUAAACCUUUGUGUGAAGCUAUUUCCAAUAUUCCUGAGGUGUUUAAAUUUAGUUGAAGGUGGAAAAAGCUAUUUUAAAGGAAAUUAUUUUCUCCAACAUUGUGAGACAUCUUUGUGAUUCAUUCAGACCUUGAAAGAGCGAGACUUUCAGCUGAUAACAGGAAGGCUGAGCGUAUUAUAACAAAGUUUCUUUGUAUAAUCCAAUGGAGCUCUUAACCUCUUUCAGUAGUGAAAUACUGGUCCUUCUCAAAAUAUUAGCAUAUUGUGAUAAAGUUCAUUAUUUUCCAUAAUGUCAUGAUGAAAAUUUAACAUUCAUAUAUUUUAGAUUCA
Molecule: messenger RNA, 5582 nt
Organism: Girardinichthys multiradiatus
Lineage: Eukaryota; Metazoa; Chordata; Actinopteri; Cyprinodontiformes; Goodeidae
Gene: arhgef49
Exons: 8
Coding region: 575-4174 (1199 amino acids)
Biological process (GO): positive regulation of Rho protein signal transduction
Molecular function (GO): guanyl-nucleotide exchange factor activity
Source: RefSeq, a predicted model, not a curated record